Molecule: messenger RNA, 435 nt
Organism: Trichophyton benhamiae CBS 112371
Lineage: Eukaryota; Fungi; Ascomycota; Eurotiomycetes; Onygenales; Arthrodermataceae
Exons: 1
Coding region: 1-435 (144 amino acids)
Biological process (GO): amino acid activation for nonribosomal peptide biosynthetic process; secondary metabolite biosynthetic process
Cellular component (GO): cytoplasm
Molecular function (GO): phosphopantetheine binding
Source: RefSeq, a predicted model, not a curated record
AUGGGUUCUCAAGGUACCGAUUCUGAUGACCUUUUCGACCGUAGCUUGAGCUCCUCCCGCAGCAGCUCUCCUCCGACUCCUGCAGGUCCGGGAUCUUCCAUACAUCAAACAAAUACCAUUGAUUCUGUUUGGAAAUGGAACGCGACUGCCCCUCCUACUCUCAAUGCCUGUGUUCAUGAGCUGGUUCAAACCAGAGUCGACUUGACCCCGGAUGCUAUUGCUAUAAAAGCCUGGGACGGCGUAUUGUCAUAUCAACAAUUGGCCUCUGAGGCUGCCCAUUUUGCACGGCAGCUCAUAGAUUCUUAUCAAGUGGUACCGGGCGAAAAGGUACUGGUUGCGUUGGAACGAGGUCUUUUGAUUCCCGUGGCUGUGCUAGCAAUUAUCCAAAUCGGCGCUGCCUUUGUUCUUCUUGACACCGCAUCACCAGAAUCCUGA